Python bivittatus (Burmese python) is the source of this 782-nucleotide messenger RNA. The record is from RefSeq and is a predicted model, not a curated record. NCBI's taxonomy places the organism in Eukaryota, Metazoa, Chordata, Lepidosauria, Squamata, Pythonidae.
UCCCUCUCCUUCGCAGCCUCCGCAGGUCCCUCUUAAGAGCGCCUGCGCUGCUGGCCACCCGUCGGCAGGUCGCAGCUGUUAGGGCCGCUUGCCUGCUCGCCAUGGCCAUGGCUUCCCCGGCCAUCGGGCAGUACCCUUACCCGCUGCUACUGGAUAGGGAACAGCAGCUCUUCCUGCAGAGCCUGAGCGCCAACGAACGGAAGAAGAUCCUCAAGGGCUCCGCUUCCAAUGACAUGAAGCAGCCGCCGCCGCCGCCGCCCCCCUCCUGCCGCGGGAGGCCCCUCGGGAGCGCAGUGGAAGCAGAGCGCGGGGCGGCCGUCGGGCAAGCGGCUGAGGACGGAGCCGAGAUUCCCGGGGCUCCCCUCCUUCCUGGGAAAGAGGCUGCGAUGGUGGCUCACUUAAUACCCCGGGAGCUGCCCGCUUCCCCCGGCCCCGCAGCCAAGCCCUUCCGCUCCGGGCAGCUGCACCACCAGCGGCUCCGACUGAGAUCCGGAGCUCCUCGCCUGCUGCCCGACGUGCGCACCAUUUUCGAGCAGCCGCGGGACCCCCGAGUGCGAGAGGAGAAGGGAGAAGGACACCGCUUCGAAGGCUUUGCCCUCUGGAGGGGCUGGUGCGACCUGUGCGGGGAGGCUGUGCAGCAGCGGGCACCGCGCUGUGCCAACUGCAAAUACACCUGCCAUCAGGAAUGCAGAAGACUCAUCCAGCUGGAUUGCAGCCAUCGGGAAGGAGACACCCACAACAAACCUUCACCAGAAAAUACCUUAACACAGAACUAUUGCCAG